AUGGUACCCACCAAAUUCGGAAAACACAAAUCUCGCAAAAUAUCUAUCAAAGCCUUUUUGGUUUUCGCUAAAGACUCGCAUAAUGACUUGCGUAAAAUCCAACAACCCCGGGUCAAGCUACGCGGCAUUGAUAAGACGCAUACCAGUAUCGAUAUGAGCUGGUACGACAAAUGGCUCUCCCAGCAGCUUAAAAAUCUACCUCACAGCCUGGUGCAACUCCGAGUUGGGACAUGCAGACUGCAAGACAAACGGAGCCUGGUUACUCUUUUCGAAGGCAUUGGGGACUUUGCGCGUGGGACUGAGGGGGUCUCCAUCGAUGAAAUCACCGCAUAUUUGCGAGAAACUGGAGUCUUUGAUUACAGCGAUGAGCUACAGGGCCCCCAGACACUUCUUGUAUUUGCUGUCCUAGGUUGGCGUUCUAUGUUGUAUCAAGCUGCUUUCAAUGUCUGCUCGAUCCAAGAAUUAGCUAUCCAUCAGGACUCCGACCAACCUCAGUCAGGCCUUGUCUUUGAUAGGGAUAGAAUAUCGGCUGAACUUUCCGACCGUCCACUGUCUGUUCUCCUGAAAGCUUUUGGGCAACUUUUGCCGGCGCGGUCCGCAAAUUCUCCCUAUCUCGCAAGUGAGACCGGAAGCAUGGCGUCGGUCUGGCAGCCCCUGCACCCCGAAGAAACAAACGCAUACCUGCUUCAUGUCUUGCUUCAUGUUACUAUACGAUGGGUCGAUAUACUAGCAUUGCACCUUGAUUAUGACAAAGCCACCAGAACUUUAUCGCUCUUCAGAUAUCCGUCAUUUUGUCUUGAGAUGCUUCAAUCACGCGGCUUGGUCUACUCAUUCUCCAGUAUUGACAGCUCGCCCAUCGAUCCUCGUGCCAACGAAGAAGAUAUUUCACAAUUCCUGCAAGAGGUACUUUUAUCGUAUCGUCUUCUUUUUGCUCAGUCGGCACCGUCAAGGAAACUUUUUCGCCAACUUUAUACGAUGCCAGAUAUGCAUAUCCACCGAACCGACUCCCUGCUUUUUCAUAUAUGCACACAGAAGCGGAUUGGUCAAACCUUAACAAUACUCCCGACUGACAGGCCACUUUAUUUCGCUGCUCGAGACUUUCCCGUGCUGUAUGACCGGAUUGAGCUUAUAGCAAAGGAUCUGAGAGAUGCAAGGCCAAGCUCAAUCAUCGGUCUCAUAAGGGAUAGGCGUAACGUUCUGCAGUAUUGGACAUUUUGGCUGGUAGCUAUCUUUGGCGGCAUCAGCAUUGUUCUAAGCUUGAUUCAAGUCAUUUUACAGGCAUUAUCAAUGAUGCAGGUCUGA
Messenger RNA from Penicillium concentricum, 1302 nucleotides. RefSeq lists its product as uncharacterized. The record is from RefSeq and is a predicted model, not a curated record. NCBI's taxonomy places the organism in Eukaryota, Fungi, Ascomycota, Eurotiomycetes, Eurotiales, Aspergillaceae. Bases 1 to 1302 code for a protein of 433 amino acids. The transcript is spliced from 2 exons.